This is a messenger RNA of Diachasma alloeum, 1536 nucleotides long. RefSeq names its product pyruvate kinase. Gene Ontology annotation, molecular function: pyruvate kinase activity; potassium ion binding; magnesium ion binding. The transcript has 7 exons. Gene Ontology annotation, biological process: glycolytic process. Lineage: Eukaryota; Metazoa; Arthropoda; Insecta; Hymenoptera; Braconidae. The record is from RefSeq and is a predicted model, not a curated record. The coding region runs from base 1 to 1536 and encodes 511 amino acids. Gene Ontology annotation, cellular component: cytoplasm.
AUGGGGCCUCACAGACAACUUUGUGCAGCGAAAUUGAGUGUUAAUUGUCGCCCAAGACCUGCGCGAUUGACUGGAAUCAUGGUAACUCUUGGUGAAAAUAACAGUGCCAUCUCCGACAUCAUGGCGUUGCUUUCCAAGAACGUAGAUAUAGUAAGACUCAAUGUCUCCCACAAGGACUUGAAAUGGCAUGAAACCGUGAUAAACAAUCUUCGAACCGCAAUUGAUUGCCUGAGUGCCCGCGCCGGUGUGUCUUGUUAUCCUCCGGCUGUUGCAUUAGAUCUUCCUGGACCGGAAAUUCGAGUCGGAGCCCUGGGCACUCAGGACGUGCGAUUGUCCGUAGGGGACGAGAUCAAGAUUUUUACAGAGGGGAAUGCCAAGACGAUUCGGGAUAUCGAUGGAAUACGCUCCUUCGGUAUCUGCUAUCCUGACUUGCCCAGGAUCUCUCAAAUUGGGAAUAAAAUUGUCUUGGACAGAGGAUCUGUUUGCCUGGAAAUUAAUGAAAUCGAAGGAACGAUUCACAGAAAUAUGAUUGUCCAGCCGAUAGACAGUCCCUCAAACAUCCCAGGAUUUUGCAAACGCGAUGAUGAAGCCCUGAAACUUGCCCUGGCCCUUCGCGCUGAUUUUUUAAUACUUUCACCCGUUCCGAACGGCAAAGCUGUGGCUGAAAUCAAGGAUCGAAUCCGUAAAUCAGGAAAUCGUCCAAUCUGCCUUCUCUCGAAAAUCUCCUCUUCCCAGGGUCUCGACAACUUCGAUGAGAUUUUAAAACUCUCGGACGGCAUUCUGAUCGAUCGGGAAUCCCUCCAGAUCGUUGUAGGAACGGAGGAGCUGUGUCUCGCGCAGAAAUCGAUGAUUGCCAAAUGCAAUAGGGUGGGCAAAGCCGUGGUAAUAACGUAUCGCGUGCCGAACGACAGUUCAACAAAAUUGAACCUCGACUCAGUGGCGAACGCCGUAUCAGAGGGGGUUGACACUAUUUUCCUUGCCACUGGAGCACUGAAUGUAAAAAAUACCAUAAAACUCAUUGGGGACGUUGAUCUCGUCUCGCGCGAGGCUGAAUCGGCCAGGUGGCUGAGAAAAAUUCCCCGAGAUCUCAGUUACAAGACAACCACUCCACUGGAUCCAAGCCACGGAAUGGCGAUGGCAGCUGCGGAGAUGUCCGCGAAGCUCAAUGCCUCGGGGAUAAUUGUGACAACGACGACCGGACGCACUGCGAUGCUACUCUCGAUCUAUCGACCACCGUGUCCAAUUGUUGCUGUGACCCGUUACGGAAUUGCAGCACGGUGGCUACGACUGUACUUCGCUGUUCAUUCCAUUCACUACAGAUGCCCACCACAUCCCGACUGGAAUCAAGACUUAGAUUGUAGAGUUGAGCGUGCCAUGAAUUACUUGAGACAGUGGAAAUACAUCGACACAGGUGACCCAGUCAUUGUCGUAAGUGGAUGGCGCCGUGACCAAGGUUUCACCCACUCUAUUCGGCUCGUUUAUGUAACACCUGCUGCAUUUUCCAAGGGGUCUGAGGACUUUGAAGACACUUGGUGA